CGUUGGAGCAAGACAUUCAUUACUUCUUGUAACGAAGCGCGGCUGGAAGGGGUGCUUUGGAAAAUUGACUGAGCACGUGAUUAUUAUUUUUGGUGCCAGAAUUGCCAGCCCAGGAUAUUAGCCUCCAUCAACGCCGAAAUCGAAGUCUCCCUCUUUUCUAAUCCCAAUGGCUCCAGUUGCUAAGAACAAGGCUCUCAAUGCCAAGAAGGCUGCCCUUAAGGGUACCCAAGGCAAGGCUCAACGCAAGGUCCGCACCACCACCACCUUCCACUUGCCCAAGACUCUCAAGCUUGCUCGUGUUCCCAAGUACAGCCGCAAGUCCAUCCCCCACGCUCCCCGCAUGGACCAGUACCGCGUCAUCCGUCAGCCUCUUAACACUGAGACUGCCAUGAAGAAGCUUGAGGAUGAUAACACCCUUGUCUUCCUCGUUGAUGUCAAGGCCAACAAGAGACAAAUCAAGGAUGCUGUCAAGAAGCUCUAUGAUGUUGAAGCCGCCAAGAUCAACACCCUCAUCAGACCCGAUGGUCAGAAGAAGGCUUAUGUUCGUUUGACUGCUGAUGCCGAUGCUCUUGAUGUUGCCAACAAGAUUGGAUUCAUCUAAAGCACUCGCCUUUUGUUGAAUACUUGUCAUAAUACUUCCGCACUUGCAAUAAAAAAAACAAGAAUGCUUUAGAGAACCCAUUUGGGCUCUGUAAAGAGGCUGGGUUCCAUUUGCAACUACUCAUUCAGUUGAUGUUCAAAAUAAUGAUUUAACGGUGAAAUAAGUGUAUCAUACGUGAAGGCCUAUACGUAUAUUGGUGCUGAUUAUGUAGCUCAUGAAUGCAAUGUAGUUAAGAAAAGUGUAACGGCCAUUAUCGCUGUUACUUGAAUGUAUACAACUCGACGUUUCUAACACUACUCGACCCAUUGCAUUUACUCCA
Umbelopsis ramanniana AG is the source of this 920-nucleotide messenger RNA. RefSeq lists its product as uncharacterized. Gene Ontology annotation, cellular component: ribosome; cytosolic large ribosomal subunit. Gene Ontology annotation, biological process: ribosomal large subunit assembly; translation. The coding region runs from base 167 to 601 and encodes 144 amino acids. The record is from RefSeq and is a predicted model, not a curated record. Gene Ontology annotation, molecular function: structural constituent of ribosome; rRNA binding. NCBI's taxonomy places the organism in Eukaryota, Fungi, Mucoromycota, Umbelopsidomycetes, Umbelopsidales, Umbelopsidaceae. The transcript is spliced from 3 exons.